Selaginella moellendorffii is the source of this 1406-nucleotide messenger RNA. RefSeq lists its product as uncharacterized. The coding region runs from base 22 to 1386 and encodes 454 amino acids. The transcript has 4 exons. The record is from RefSeq and is a predicted model, not a curated record. Lineage: Eukaryota; Viridiplantae; Streptophyta; Lycopodiopsida; Selaginellales; Selaginellaceae.
GGAUCCAAGAUUUCCUCUCCGAUGGCGCAGGCCGACGGCAAUCUUGCCGCUCCGCUCGUUCUCUGCGAUCAGGUAAGCCAGGAAUCACCCGGGGAUCGAAGCUCCGAGGCGAAUCGGUCGUCUUCUCCCGGUGAUUAUCGGCAGAGGUUCCCCAAUUCCGAUGAGGAGAUACAGCAAUUCAAGGCGAGCUUGUUCUGGCUGGGACUGGAUCAAUCCACGGCUCCGCGGAUGAUCUGCUCCUGGGUUCUCUUCUUCCUCAUGACACUGCUCGUGCCGCUGCUCAAUGCGCUUCUGGUUUAUUGCCGCCACUGUGACGAAGACCACAAGCACCCGUAUCAGGGAAUAGUGGAGAUUUCGGAAUCAGCGCUCGCGAUGGUCUCGUUCCUUUGCGUGUCUCACAUCUUCUCGGUUUAUGGGCUUCACAAGCUUCUUCUCUUCGACUAUAUCGCGAGAGACUCCACCGAAGUACAAGUGGGCUACAAAAAAGAGCUCCAUAGCGCCUUUCGUGUUCUAGCAAUGAUCCUCUUCCCGAGUUUUCUAGUGGCACUCGUCCACAAACUUUGGUGGUUUUAUUACGUGUCGGUGAACCUUCCACGGGUCUCCGAGAGCUCGCUGAUAAAUGCGGUAAUGUGCGUAUCAGUGAUGGCAGCAUGGCUCUACAAGACAACGAUCUUUCUUUUCGUCUGCGUCCUGUUCCGGUUACUAUGCUCGCUCCAGAUCCUUCGCCUCCAGAGCUACAACAAGCUUCUUGAGGAGACGCCGGACGUCUCCGUUAUUCUUUCGGAACACAUGAGAAUUCGAGACCAGCUCCUUAUAAUCAGCCAUCGGUUCCGGGUUUUCAUGGUAUCCUCUUUACUGACCAUCACUUUCAGCCAAUUCGUUUCGCUAUUUAUGCUCACCACCUCUCGCGGUUCUGUUAAUUUCUUCAGAGCUGGCGACUUAGCGGUUUGCUCAGCAGUACAGCUUACUGGAUUUGUUGUCUGCCUGAAUGGAGCCGCAAGGAUAACUCACAGAGCUCAGAGGAUAGUUGCUAUAGUCAGUCAGUGGCACGCAGUAGCAACUUGCGGAACGUACGCAGUGGCCAUGCCUUCGUGCGACGCGGACAAGGCCACCGAGCCAGUUGCGAGUGCAGUGGUCGGGCCUGCGCAUCCCUUUCUCGCGCGCCUGGAGGCAACGAUAGAUAUAUGUUCUACGCCCAAGGAACCAUCAAAGUAUGAUAUUGACUCGUUCCAGAAGCGUCAGGCACUAGUAACGUACCUCCAACAUUGCAAUGCGGGAAUCUCUCUUUAUGGAUUCGUCCUGGAUCGAGGAUUCCUGUAUGCGAUAUUUGGAUUUGAGCUGUCACUCGUACUGUUCAUACUAGGCAACACGAUGGGGUUCCACUAAAGCGACCCAUGUACAGCCGU